This is a messenger RNA of Oppiella nova, 482 nucleotides long. The record is from the annotation of a GenBank genome assembly. NCBI's taxonomy places the organism in Eukaryota, Metazoa, Arthropoda, Arachnida, Sarcoptiformes, Oppiidae.
CCGUGAUCUCUACAGAGAAAGUGGAAGUCGUGAAGACAAUCGUUGAGUUGCCCACAACACAACCCGUGCAGGCGAUGAUCACCAAUGGACACGUCCAGACAUCAGUCAAUGGAAUUGUGGUCCAGAACGGACUCGCGACCACUCAAAUGAAUAACAAAGCGGCCACUGGAGAGGAGGCGCCCAAAGCUAUAGUAGUGACUACUCGACAACAGUACGGUUUGCCUGAAGACGCGAUUGUGUUUUGCAAUUUCAAUCAACUCUACAAAAUAGAUCCGCAAACACUUAGGACUUGGGUUAAUAUCCUAAAACGGGUGCCAAACAGUGUGUUAUGGCUGUUAAGGUUCCCAACUGUCGGCGAGACCAAUAUCGUGGCCUCUGCUGCCAGUUAUGGUCUUCCGGCCGGACGGUUAGUCUUUUCAAAUGUUGCCGCAAAGGAGGAGCACGUGAGGAGAGGGCAACUCGUGGACGUGUGCUUAGACACG